This is a messenger RNA of Ostreococcus tauri, 570 nucleotides long. Its product is annotated as unnamed product. The transcript has a single exon. Lineage: Eukaryota; Viridiplantae; Chlorophyta; Mamiellophyceae; Mamiellales; Bathycoccaceae. The record is from RefSeq and is a predicted model, not a curated record. The coding region runs from base 1 to 570 and encodes 189 amino acids.
AUGUACUCGUCCUUCACCGCGCGCGCGACGACGCAGGCAUCGUCUCGCGCGGCUCUCAGCGGGGCUCCGCUCGCCUGCCCGUCCCGGGCAUCGCGCGCGUCCGCCUCGCGAUCACGCGUCCGCGUCCAUGCCGACGCGAGCGAUGACCUCGCUCGCAAGGCCACCGUACUCACGGAUGACCUCAAGGCGAUGAAGACGACGAUGCCGACGAUUCGACGCGUCGUCGCCGGGAACAGAAACGAUCUCAAGGCGCUGAGCCUGUAUCAAGACGCACUCGAGGGGAAAGUGCCUACGGAUUACGACGACGUGUCGAAACUUGAGAAGACUUUAGACGAUCUGGCGUCGUACGUCGAGCAAAGAGCGGAGGAGGAGCAGUUCUGGGCGAACAGGGAGGGUAAGGUGACCUCGAGCGUGGUGGACGACACGAACUUGACGGAGGACGAAAAGAGAGAGGUCGCGAGCAUUUUGGGGAACGUCGUGACUUGGGGGGUGCAGGGAGCGACAUGGAAUGCGCUCAUCUUACUCAUCGGAUUCGUCUCGCUCGUGACGUUCGUGUUGCCGAAUCAAUGA